Molecule: messenger RNA, 483 nt
Organism: Pneumocystis jirovecii RU7
Lineage: Eukaryota; Fungi; Ascomycota; Pneumocystomycetes; Pneumocystales; Pneumocystaceae
Exons: 3
Coding region: 1-483 (160 amino acids)
Source: RefSeq, a predicted model, not a curated record
AUGAGUUCAUCUCUGGAUUCUCUUUCAGAACAUAGUAUAAGUCAAGAGCCAUUAACAAUAUAUGUUUUGGAUGUAAUACGGCGUCUUGAAAAACGAACUCAAAGUAUACUUGAAAAACAGGCUGAAAUCAUGGAAUGUAUACGUUCAAAAGAGGCUGUUUUUGCACAGAUUACGCAAUAUCAAGACGUAAUAUCAAAUAUACGUAAUAUACCAGUAUAUACGGAAAAAACAAUACGUUUAAUGCAGGAAAUUGCAUGUCUGAAGAAGCAGACACAGUGUUUACAGGAGUCUUGUAUGCAAAUAUAUAAACAGCGGCAAAAUUUGUCUGAAGAAUGGGAAAAAAUAAAGAAAAAAGAACAAGAACAUGAUACAGAGGUUUUACGUGCACAAUACACACCAGAUACACAGAAUCCUGCGUUGCCUAUGAUUAUCAAGGUAAAACGUGAUCCAUCGAAGGUUUUACAGGCACAUAUUGAGGAAUAA